Molecule: messenger RNA, 3974 nt
Organism: Daktulosphaira vitifoliae (grape phylloxera)
Lineage: Eukaryota; Metazoa; Arthropoda; Insecta; Hemiptera; Phylloxeridae
Gene: alpha-Catr
Product: alpha-catulin
Exons: 13
Coding region: 485-2740 (751 amino acids)
Biological process (GO): Rho protein signal transduction; cell adhesion
Molecular function (GO): cadherin binding; actin filament binding
Source: RefSeq, a predicted model, not a curated record
CCAUGGCGGCGGAUCAGGCAUCAUUUGCGCGCGCCAUGUCCGCACGCGCCUACAUCAACACACGCUAGCGCCGGGCCAGCAGCAGCAGCAACGCCACCGCUGACACCGUCACCAUCAGCAACGGCAGAGAAGUAGCAACCAGCAGAUCGCAGCCGGACGCCGCCGCCGCCGACGCUGUCGUCGCCGCCGCCGUCCCCCACAUAAAAAUAAUAACAAAAUUUUAAAUUCUAAAAAUAAAAAUGCAUGCAUUUGUAUAACAACAAACUUACAAUAAAAUUAAACAAUUUAUUUACCUAUAAAAAUUAAGUUGAAAAUUUACAUGUAUUAACGGAAAUGAUUUUUCUACAUUAACGGUUAUUUUUUAAAGGCAUUAUUUAGUAUUCAAUUUUUUAUAAUUUAUUUUUUGCGUUAUCGUGCAUCGUCUGCUGGUUAGCUGGUUAUUGGUGCGUUGUCAAUAUAGGAAUUGUGCAGGACACCGCCGGACAUGGCUCUGCUCGGUGAUCACUGCGGCAGACAGCAGAUAUCGACGCUAGUGGCGCAUCGGGAGCGGCCGUUCUGUACGGAGCGGACGGCCAGAGCUAUUGCCAGGGUAGGACAAGGAGUGAAUCUGGCCAUCGAACGGUUCGUGACAGUUGGCGAAACCAUUGCGGACGACAACCCGGAGAUAAAAGCUGACAUGUAUCAAGCGUGCAAGGAAGCCAGAGCGGCAGGAGCUUCAAUUGAGAAAUUGUGCGAAGCAGUAUUUGAAGAUUCAAUCAAUGAUCGAGCUGCAGUGAUUCGAGCUGCCCGGUGUCUAUUAAGUUCAGUUACCAGAGUUUUAUUAUUAGCUGAUGUAGUUGUUGUUAAACAAUUAAUUCUAGUGAAAGACAAGGUAUCACGAAGUCUAGGUCGUUUAGAAGGCGUGAACAGUUUUACGGAAUUUGUCAAAGCUUUCAGUCACUUUGGUACUGAAAUGGUCGAAUUAGCACAUUUGACUGGGGACCGGCAAAAUGAUAUGAAGGACGAGCGACGACGAUCCCAGAUGGCCGCAGCUCGACAAGUUCUGGAGCGGUCUACGAUGUUGCUAUUGACCUCGUCCAAAGCUUGUCUCAGGCAUCCGGACAGCUCGGAAGUUAGCCAAAACCGAGAUACGGUUUUUUGCCAAAUGCGCAGGGCUAUGGAUCUGAUACAUUAUGUUGUUAAAGACGGCGUGUGGGAAGGAGGUGGCGAGCCAAUGUCUCUGGCACCGUACACGUCGCAACAAGACGGUGGUGACACACUUGGCCACGCACUCAACGUACUGGACUCAUUUGUCGAUAUGACGAGGCUUACAUUAGUAUUAGGUGAAAAAGAAACAUUGCUACGUACUAUGGAUAUGAUCAUGGAACGCACACAAGAUUUUACUGACAGUGCGUAUACUAGACACGAACACAGGGAAAAUAUAUUAACAUUGUGUGACCGCGUGAAAACUCAUUUAGAUCAAUUAAUCAGAGCUGGAGCAAGAUUAGAACAAUGUGAUGAAUAUUCACCAACCAAAUCAUUAGAAGUGGCUGUUAAUCAAUGUUUAGAUGCAACUAAGGAACUUAGAAAUCAACUAAUAGCAACUUGUAAAGAACAAUCCCAUGAUCUACCUUUGAUAAUAAGAACCGGGUAUGAUUUAGUUACUUGUAUUCAAACAACAUCUUCUGAUGGUGAUGUUGACGGUCUUAACAAAUAUGGUGAUCAAUUUGUGGAAGUAAUUGAUCAAAUAGGAGAAAUAUGUAAAGUAUUGAGACAUAUAGCCACAUCAGAAGCUGUUCAAGUGUCUGCUAAACACGCAGAAAUUAAUUUAAGAGUUUAUGCACCUCAAAUCGUUACUGCAGCUCAAGCAUUGGUUAGAUAUCCUUGUUCAAAUAUUUUUAAAGAAAAUCUCGAAGUGUUUGCGGACAUGUGGCAGGCCCUGACUGAAGAUGUUUCUUCGGUUUGUAAAGAAAUAAUGGAAAAACAGUUACCAGAAAAACAAACGUACAUGUCACUUCCUAGACCAGGAAAACAUGGCACAACAAAUAAACCUCUGAAGUCGGUUAGACUAGAUUUAACUGAACAAAAUCAAAUCGCCAAAGCCGGUUUAGAAAUGAAAUUGGCAUCUAGUGAAGUAGAAGCUGAAGCUGAUAGAUGGGGUGCUGGUGAUGAAGAUGAUGGCACCAACGAUGAAGGUGCAAGUGUAGACGAAAGAGGCAAUUCGUCUAAAGCGCAUGAAGAUAACGACAUAGUUCGUAGGGCGAAAAAUAUGUCUGGUAUGGCAUUGAGCAUGUAUGAGUUCACAAAAGGCGAAGGUGGUUCAUCAUUACGCACUACACAAGACUUGUUUACGCAGGCAGAGUAUUUGGCUGAAGAAGCAAAUCGUCUAUACAAAUUGGUUCGGCAGUUCUCAUAUCAGGUGCCUAUGGGAGCCAACAAAAAAGAGCUACUCGAACAACUAGAUCAAGUACCAACGUAUGUACAGCAGUUGCAGUUUACUGUGAAAAUGCCUACUGUGGGUAAAUCAGCUACGUUCACUAAGGUAGACAGUGUAAUAAAUGAAACAAAAACACUAAUGAAUGUUAUAUCAAAAGUUGUUACAACUUGCUUUGUUUGUGCAACAAAGUAUAACUUAGACUUCCAAGGAUUAUCAACAAGAAGUGGUGGCUAUGGAGAUCGUGGUGAGGAUGGUAGUGGUGGUGGAUCUGGCGGUGAAGGUGGAAAAAUGAGUGGGGGAUCAGGCUCGGAUGGAUCCAUGUGACAGUUCGGAAUGGGACGGAGGAGUAAGGGAGACGGCCGCCGCACACGUGUGUCGUUUCUACUCUUCUGAGCCCGUGUUUUGACGUAAAGCACAAACUCUUAAAACUACGAUUUUAAAAAAGAAGUUUAAGCAAAAACCUCAAUCUUGUGUGUAUGAAAAUGACACUAUUAGAACAUCCGGAUUAUCGAGUUCCCGGAUAUAUCACGCUCAAUAUGUAUAAGUAAAACGUCAUAAAUUACGUAUAAUUGUUAAGUAAACAAUCAUUUACCAUAUAGAUAGAUAAUUACCAAAAUGCUUUUAAAACUAAAACAAUAAUCUUAAGUUAAUGACAACAUAAGAAAUGUUACGAUAAAUAUUUCCGUUAUAAUUCUAUAAAAUUAUAAUAACUCACAAUCUGUAAUGUGUAAUAAAUAUUUAUAAUAUUUAUUAUUAUAAAAUUAUAUAAUACAAUUAUUUAUAGUUAUUAUAAAUUAAUUUAAAGCUUAAUAAUAGACAAUCAAAUAUUAAGUGGCUUAGAAUUACCUAAAUGGAAUAUAAUAUCAGUAGAUUUAUCAAACUGUAAAACUAAAAUGUAUCAUAUUUUUAAUAUCAAAAUUUUCCAUUGUUUAAUGCAAUAAUAGCAAUACAUAACAUUAAGUAAACUUAACAGCUCUAUGAAUAUUUGUUUGGCGUUGGGUUAAUUUUUCUUAUUUCUAUGCUUUUUUGAUAGAACUUAAUAAGCAUACAAAUUAAUACACUGCAUUCAAUUUUGUAAUUUUAUACUCAUAGAUUUCCUUUAUAUGAUUAAAAUGUUUGAAAAUGUUCAUGAUUUACAUUAGCUUCAUAUAUCAUAUAAAUAAUUUCUAUAGCCAUCGUAAUAUAUUAAUAAAAAGUAUAAUUUAUCAACAUUUGAAUGGUUAAUUAAAGAUCCAAAAAUAUACGAAAUAAUAUUAAAAGGUUUCGAGUUAAUUUUAAAAUAAUAAAACGUCCGUCUUCCAGUUCAUGAUGAUUUAAAAGUUAGUAUGUUAAAAAAUUGUCUUCCCCUAAAUGUGUUCUAUUAUUUUGAAACUUCCCGCGUGUUAAAAAAAUUAUUUAGCUUUUAAAAAUUUUUAUAGUAUAUAAAAUUAUUCGAACAGGAAAAUUCAUAAGACCAUAUUUUUAGAUUGAUCAAAAUAUUUCAACAAUCUUGUUACAUAUUAUAUAUUUAUGUGCCUGUUAAUUUUUAAAAAAAUAUAGUGCCAAAUUUUACUUGGAA